Messenger RNA from Cladocopium goreaui, 363 nucleotides. The record is from the annotation of a GenBank genome assembly. Lineage: Eukaryota; Dinophyceae; Suessiales; Symbiodiniaceae.
AUGCUUCGGGUUGCGGACACCCGGUGUGGUUUGCUCCAAGUCAUUCCGGUUCCACCGGUCCAGGUGAUCUUGGGUGCUGGACCUGAGCAAGAAUUGCCUCACUUCUGCAGCUCGGCGUGGGCGAUGACGUGCUUUUUUGACGACGAGGACGAGGUGCAGUUGAGCGCACCGGUCUUGGCCAAGCUGGUGUUGUACCGCAAUGCGAUCGAUUCAACCAGCUGCUUGCGUCAGCUGCCCAGCCUGACACAGCUGGAUCUGGGGCGCAACAAACUCACAGAGUUGGACGACAUCUCUGAGUGGACUCCACUGUUGCAAAAGGCAUUCCUCUACGAAAAUCGCCUGGUGCGGCUCCAAGCCGGGUGA